Exophiala oligosperma is the source of this 1998-nucleotide messenger RNA. RefSeq lists its product as uncharacterized. The record is from RefSeq and is a predicted model, not a curated record. The transcript has 2 exons. Gene Ontology annotation, biological process: DNA-templated transcription. Bases 1 to 1998 code for a protein of 665 amino acids. Gene Ontology annotation, molecular function: zinc ion binding; DNA binding. Lineage: Eukaryota; Fungi; Ascomycota; Eurotiomycetes; Chaetothyriales; Herpotrichiellaceae.
AUGGUUGGCAUUCGCGAAUGUGUUCAAACCCUUCAGUCGAUGUUGCGACAAUCAUCCAACCACGAAUAUCAACUUGACUCUUCGGAGAAGGACCCUCCCAGUGGUACAGGUAAUAAUCGAGAGUAUCGAGGGACAAAAGUGCUUGGCCAUUAUGGCUCCAGUGACCUGUCAUCCAGCCGACAACAACAAAUACAGGCAUUGUCUCGGUCGAACCAACUUCCUGCGUCCGCUGGAUGUCAGCUUGUCGUUUCAGCUCAGGCUCCAGCGACUGUCGUGCAACCGUCACCGACGCUGGACACUCAGAGCCGCUACGCGACUUCGCUGAUGGAUAUGGCCGCUUUGGAAUCUCCAGCCAUGCCCUUCCCCCUGAGCAUCGACUCCAACACCUUGGAAUAUAAUAAUACGGCUGGUCGUGAUGGGCCAGAAGAAGAGGAGGAGGAGAAGGAGGAGGAAGAAAAACCCCGUUUUCAUCUUGAUCCCGAACGAAGACAAGUAUCUUAUUAUGGUCCCACAUCUCAGAACUAUCACUCGUCUCCAUGCGCGGAUCGAAAUAUCCAGGGCCAACCUUGCACAAUCGACCCUCUGGAAAGUGUGGACAUGGACAUCGAUCUUGAUUCUCCUCACAUCAAAAGGGUAAUAAUGGAUUGUUUUUGGAAAUCCAACGAGGUGUUUGGCCGCGCCGUGGACCGGGAUCUUUUUAUGGCUUCUCAAAAGACCGGAGACGCCUCGGAGUAUUAUUCGAAGGCUCUCGAGGAUGUUAUUCUAGCUUGUGGCGCACGCAACAGCACAUCGGCCGUCAUCCGCAGUCUUGGACACCGAUAUGUCAAGCGGGCGAAGGCAGGCUUGUUGAUGCAGCUCGAAUCUCCCACCGUUGGAUCCAUCCUGGGCUUCAUGUUGCUGAGCAAUUUUGACUCAAGCAUGGGUUCUCAUCGGGUGGGCUGGACAUACGGUGGUAUUGGUUUUCUGUUACUGGUCGACCUGGGACUUCAUGAAGACUGUUCCGACCUUGUAACCCAAGGCAAACUCACGGAGGCCGAGGCCAGCUGCCGAAAAGAUUUGCUGUACUCCGCUUUCAUUUACGAGACUGUCGGCGCCUGGUUUCUCGGUCGGCCUCGACAGAUCCCCAUCUCGGCGGUGAGCUUGAACUUCCCAUCGCGGGAGAUCUACGAUCCGGCAAACACGUCGACGGUGGUCUUCUACAGCUGGGUCCAACUCUGUAUCCAGAUGGCCUUUGUGGCCGACAUUGUCAAUGACGCCCUUCCCCUGGACGACCAAGCAAUACAACAGCUUUCGCAGCUGUGUGCCAACAUUCAAUCCUUUCAAGAUUCCCUGCCACCGGGUGUGAAGUGGGAAGGCUCGACGAUGUCACCCCUGGACUCGUCCGCCUACAGUCUCAAUACACAAGCCGCCGCUUUGCAGAUUAUCAUCCACCAGAUUCCCACCCGAUGCCGCCGCCCGGCAAAGAGAGGCCUGAACGACAACAACAACAACACCAACCCACCGAGAGUUCAAUCUCCAUCAGCGACAUUGUCGGGCUUCGAACCCGAGUUGUCGCAGCGCAUCUGCUAUGACAACGCAGUGCGUAUCGCUCAGUUGGUCCGAAUUUCGGUGGAAAUCCAUGGAGUCGAAAACAUGAGUCCGACCAUGUUGGAUAAUAUGUUUGUCGCCGCCAUGGUCCUAAUCCGGCGAAACCUUGAUUCAACAGAGCUCCACCAGGACUGGUGGCUGGACAAGGAUAGGCAGUGGCUCGUUGUCCUGUCUGAGGCAUUGGAUGCCGUUCAGAAGCACUUUCCCAUGGCUUACCGCAUCAGGUUCCGCCUCUCUCGCGCGGUCGAGAACACCCCGAUGGAUGACAUCUUCAAUCUGGAAAAGGCGGUGGGAGAGAACUGGGCCAGAGAUGAACUGGGGUCAUUGGCGGCGGCUCCAUUCCGGGCACUUAACUCCAAUGAUGAUAUACUCAUGGGGGACUUUUUGAUGGAUUCAACAGUGCAAUUCUAG